CAUUUCUAUGGCGCUGUCCGUCCACACGUGAUCGUAAGGAAAUAUCGGAUCUUUGUUUUCUUUGGAAGUCAUCUUUAUAUUCUGUUAGAAAGCUCAGAACAGCGUUUCUUCGGCAGAACCGAACAGAAACCGUCUAAUUGCUGAGAAAGUCAGCAAAAGGAGAAAAAGGAGGUCAAACGCAGUCUCGACGAAAUGACAUAUGUACAAGAUGAGACAAAAAAACCAAAGAAAAGCAAAAAGAGAAAGGCUAAUGAUGAGGAGUCCAGAGAAGCUGUUCCUGAAUCAGAUCUGGUGACGUCACAGAACGAUGAAACAGAAAGAAAAAAAAAGAAGAAGAAAAAGAAAAGUAAAGCAGAGGAGUCCAGAGAAGCUGUUCCUGAAUCAGAUCUGGUGACGUCACAGAACGAUGAAACAGAAAGAAAAAAAAAGAAGAAAAAGAAAAGUAAAGCAGAGAGCACUGGAGAUACGGAGACCUCACAGCAGCGGGAACCGUCUCUAGCAGAGGAUGAAAACGGCUCGGAUGGUGAGGAAGAGCUGAGUCCUGAGGAGAAACGAGUCCUGGAGAGGAAGUUGAAGAAGAUCCUGAAAAAGGAGGAGAAGAAGAGACUAAAGGAAGAAGGCACAUACGUCAAAAAAGCGAAGGUCAAGCCAAACCUUGCAGAGAAGAAGGCUCUGGAAUACCUCAUGCGCUGGUCUGAGAGACGGGAGGAGUGGAAGUUUCAAAAAAGCAGGCAGAUAUGGUUGCUGCAGCACAUGUAUGACAGCACAAAGGUGACUGACGAUCAUUUCGAAGUGUUGUUGGCGUACCUCGAAGGCCUGUGUGGGGCGUCGCGGGACAUCACAUUGCAGAAAGCUGAAGCGAUUGUGCGCUGGGAAGGACAAGGAGAAGAGGAAGAUAAAGAGGAGGCGGAAAAGAAAAAGCAGAGAGCCAAACAGGUCGUCCAGUUGCUGUGAUAGACCAGAACACUGAACAAAUCAUCAAAAUGAACAGUCUUUGGUGCUUUAUAUGAACUUGUCGUUGUACGUUUCAUUCAUUAAAUGAUCGCUGUGGGUUUUAUCUACCA
This is a messenger RNA of Puntigrus tetrazona (Sumatra barb), 1064 nucleotides long. RefSeq lists its product as uncharacterized. The transcript has 8 exons. The coding region runs from base 193 to 954 and encodes 253 amino acids. The record is from RefSeq and is a predicted model, not a curated record. NCBI's taxonomy places the organism in Eukaryota, Metazoa, Chordata, Actinopteri, Cypriniformes, Cyprinidae.